AUGGUAGACCAUGUUGUAGACAACGACUUUGUCGAUUUAGAGAAUAUAGAGCCAGCCGGGCCCAGUGAACCAGAGUCAGCUGUAAGUGGAGAAGAAUCAGAAGACCUUCAAGACCAAGAAGGCAGUCAAUCUGCCGCUGUGCAGGUAUUCAACGCGGGAAAAGAGGAACCUCCAUGGCCCGAAUUGAAUAAAUUUUUUUAGUGUUUGUUGUAAACGCAACAGCAACCUCUCGUUCGAGUGCCUUUUGUGUAAACCGAAGAAAACCGUGCUUUCCACAUAUAUUACAUCACACCCCAACCUUCCGUGCAGCUUGCGAGCAUCAUUUUAGCACUAGUGGUCUGAUACUGAGGUCCCACCGAAACAGUUUUAAUGACAAACAUUUUGAAGCAUGCCUCCUCUCAAAGCUUUUAAAUAACUUAAAGUUUUGAAAUAGAUUCAAAACAUUUUAAUUGAUGGGUGUAUAACCGUUGAGUUGUUUUUAUCGUUUUUCUUCACUUUGCGAACACUGAACAUUUAUACAAAAUUACGAUGUGUAAUUUGUAAUUAAUUACAUUUUUAAAUGGUAAUUUUGUUACUGUAAUUAAUUACUUUCCUGAAGAAGUAAUUGUGAUCAGUAAUUAAUUAUAUUUUAAAGAAAGUAAUUUUAUUUGUAAUUAAUUCCUUUUUGGACGGUAAUUUUGCAGCACUGAUGAAAAUUGAUAUUUGAGAGUAGUAAACUUGAGGAAAUCACAAUGUUAUCUAUCUGAAUCAUAAAAUUGUUAACCCAAUAUAUAGAAUUAAAGCAGAAGAAAGCGCAUACACGAGGAAUUGUGAAAAGAAGCUGAUUGAUCAAUAGGGGAUUCAAGGUUUCCGACGCCAUUGGCUCAGGGGGUGCAAACACAUUGGGGCGAGCGCGCGGCCAGCGCCAUUUCCCAUACUAUUUCCUAUUAGGAGUGGGAAAAUUACGUUUGCACAAUUUGUUGAAUUUCUGCAAAAGUAUUAAAGAAUCGUUCAAUUUUACAAGUUGUGAUCAAUUUCUGGGUAUUUUCUGAUGUCUGUACGGGUUUUCAUCGGAAUCAAAGGCCUGGAAGUGUUAAAAUAUGGCGAGUUUGUUGGGACGUUUUGCGAGCUGUUUAUUAUAGUUUAGUGUUGUUUACAUGUCAGAGUGUAUAUGAAAACAUUUGGUUACUUCGAGAUUUAACGCCCGAAAUGGAUGAAAUUUUCGCUGAACAUAAAUAUUUAACAUACAGGAAACCACAUGAAGUGCGAACAUGUAAUUUGAUAUCUCGUGCGCCUCGCCGGUGCUAUUUUGUCGCUUCAAAACCUGUUAUCAGUGGUGUCGCAUUGCAGUUGAUAGCUUCGCUUCGCCGAGAAAUACAGAUCACCGCUUGUGAAGAA
Messenger RNA from Paramuricea clavata, 1377 nucleotides. The record is from the annotation of a GenBank genome assembly. NCBI's taxonomy places the organism in Eukaryota, Metazoa, Cnidaria, Anthozoa, Malacalcyonacea, Plexauridae.